AGAAUGGGAAACAAGGGUAAAGAGGGAAACAGGAACAGAAAGUGAAGACUUGUCAAGAUGUCUGGGUGAGGGGGACCAGAACAGAGAAGAAGCCAGAUGCCAAAACAGAAACAACUGAAGUCUGAGCAGCUGUCCGGAUUAGACAGCAGGGCGAGCUGACCUGCCACUUCACACGUCCCCACGGGACACACCCAAAAGCAUCGCUACAAAACUUAACUGUAAAGAGCAAGAGGACGAGCGAGACCUCUGGAAGACAAAGAGAAAGAAAACAUUUUGAGGAAUGCCAAGCAGGAUAAACAAACUUGGCUGGAGUGCAGAUUUUGCCUUUUUUCUCCUGCAUCAAGAUUGUCACAACUGGGCUAUUUCAAAGAAAACCUUCUGAUAAACACGUGAGCUUUUGGUCUUCUGGAUUUGUUUAAAGAAUGCUCAGGGCACUUCAAGGAAGUAGACAUACAUGAAGUCACCCUGCAUGCUUACAGUGUUUCCAUUUAUCAUAAACAACCCAAGCCUGAGUGCGAGCCUCAUCAGAUAGUGCUGUAAACUCUUUAGAAGUAGAAAGCAGGAGCACAUGAAAGUUCAAUGUCAAGUCACCAACAAUAUCAGACCUGACAGACGUCGGAGUAACUUUGAAGCUGAAACCAUACCGCAUAAAAAAACAACUUAAAUGAACACCAUUUUGUGAUUAUCUGAGUGUCUCCAGCUGGCUAAUACGCACAUUAACUGACUUGCAAACUUCACAACCCUCUAAAGGAUUUAUUAAAACUUUACAACUGCCAGACAAACUUAAUUAAAAGGAGCCACGACUCCGUAUCCGAGCGCCAUGGAUGGGGGAACAGACAGCAUCCGGGAUUUUUUCCACCAACUUUGGAGCAUUGCUGCAGAGAAGCACAGCCAGGGGGCGUACAACACGGUGUGCCUGGUGGUGCUGCUGACUCUGCCCCUCAUCGUCCUCCUCACCGCUUUGGUCGUAUGCUGCCACUGCUGCUGCUGUCGCCAUGCCAACUGCUGCUGUUGCAAGGACGCCAUGGCAACCGCAAGGUCAGAAACGAAGAAGAGAAAGAACUCGAGUGAGGACUUGUGGAUCUCCGUCAAGGGGGGGCCGAUGACGCCUGACAGGGUCGCCCUGGCCAUGGAGUAGGAAACCGUUUUUUUAUUUCAGUGCAGGGGAGCUGAUGGAGUGUCUUGAAAAGAAAACCAGCAUGGGCUCAAAGGACAUUGUUUAAAGAGGACCUAUUAUGCUCUUUGGGGUUUUCCCUUUCCCUCCGGCCUAAAACGCCUCCAUUGCACUCCUUUGUUUACUUUCGUAACAUAGUGACAUCACUGUGUAACACUCACACUUCUAUUGGCUAGCGCUCCAA
Notothenia coriiceps (black rockcod) is the source of this 1358-nucleotide messenger RNA. Its product is annotated as KIAA0040 ortholog. The record is from RefSeq and is a predicted model, not a curated record. NCBI's taxonomy places the organism in Eukaryota, Metazoa, Chordata, Actinopteri, Perciformes, Nototheniidae. The coding region runs from base 821 to 1138 and encodes 105 amino acids. The transcript has 2 exons.